Molecule: messenger RNA, 2424 nt
Organism: Torulaspora delbrueckii
Lineage: Eukaryota; Fungi; Ascomycota; Saccharomycetes; Saccharomycetales; Saccharomycetaceae
Gene: SOG2
Product: Sog2p
Exons: 1
Coding region: 1-2424 (807 amino acids)
Molecular function (GO): protein binding
Source: RefSeq, a predicted model, not a curated record
AUGCCGGAUAUUGCUGGAUACGGAUCUGGCGUCGGAAAACCUGUGGUAAAUGGAGUGGCAUCACAUCCUGGGAAUGGUAAUGGAGUAAAAGAUAAACGAACACUGAGAGAUGUUAUAUCUAAGAAACUUUCCCAACAGAGUGCUGGUGGUUCUACGAUCAAGCUUAUCGGUUUGAAUAUAACGAGCAUACCGGAUGCCGAUGUGGAAUUAUUGAGAAAUGUGGAAAGACUGUCACUUCGAAAGAACCUAUUGAUUCAUUUGCCAUCAAAUUUCUGUACCUUGACAGGUCUUAGGUACCUUGAUUUGGAUAAUAAUAUACUUCAAGAGAUACCACCGGUACUGAUGCAGUGUCCAAAGCUCGAGAUCCUUGAUCUCUCAUACAACAAUAUCGAAAUCUUACCGCAGGACGUAUCACCUCUAUGGUCACAGCAGCUCAAGGUACUUUCAUUGAAGAGUAAUAAUGUGAACUCGAUCUGGGGUUUAAGGUUUAUCGUGAAGUUCGAGAAUCUGCGAGUGUUGGAGAUUCUUGGGAAUCCAAUACCUAAUGAGGAGUUGGAAGCCGUACGUGCUCAUACACCAAUGACUCCAGACAUUGUGAAAGAAGAAUAUUGGGCUAUAGCCUUGCGAAGGUUCUUACAGGAUCAUCCAUCGCCUUCAGAGAACUCACAUGAUCCAAGAAUGUCAAAGGCAGCGAAACGUAUGGGCUUCAUCAACACCACUCCCCAAGCAAGCGCCGAGAUUACUUCUUCUGUCUCGCCAUCCCCGGUGGAUGCUGCGCAGACGAGUUCUGAAGCCGACGUAAGCUACACAACUACCGAAACAACGAACAACGAACUAUACAACCAUUCCAAGUUCAACGACUAUUUCAAGAGACUUUCGAUCUUGCCCGAAGAGUCGUCAAGUAAUGAGCAACUAAAGGUGUCGCAUGAUGAGUUCCUUGUGGCUUGUCGCAAAUUACUGUUCAGUUUUACAGAGUGUCAACAGAAUGUGAGAAAGAUCGCUUCUUUUUGUAAGGAGAAAGCAGUAGCAGUAAACGUUGUGUCGCUCCUAUACUCAGUAAGGUCCCACAUUGAUAAUCUUGUCGGGUUAUUGGAGCAGGCAGAGAGUGAAGAGAGAUCGCAUGACGCAGCACUGAUCAAAUUAUGCAUUACCAUCAUAACCAUUUUCAAGCAGAUAAUAAGCCAACUGCGAAAGAAUUUCAAAACUUUUUUCGAAGCAGAUGAUCUAUGCUUUAUUCGGAUGUUCUACAUGACACUGGUUUGUUCAUACACAGAGAUUUACAAUGCAUGGUGUUUCAUUGGUGCUGAGGAUGCCAGACUGUCAAGGAAGCGUCAGUUGAAUCGAGCACAUUCCGCAGUUAACCUGUCUGCUACAGCGUCCGCUGCUACAAACGGGCCAUCCACAGUUUACUUACCCAGGACAAGAAGCAACACUGUGCAAGCGAGGGCGGUGCCAAUGGCCAUGAACCUCAGUACUAUGGGCCCAUCAUCAAUAGACACUUCUCUCGGCACUGCUAACGGUCAUGGUUUUAAAUCUCCGCCGCCCACGAGCUCCCCUUCACAUUCGAUUGCUACUCAAGGCCCUGUUGCAGUAACACCUCCAUCUAAUGGCCCCAUUGCGCAUAACUUGUCGCAGCAAACCGUCGACUCUAAGCUCACCGACAGCUCUCCACGACAGGUACAUAGUCAUUCUCCCCGCCCUCAUAAAGCAAAUGAAAGUCAUGGAAUCAAUAAUCGUGAUGGAACUGAGGCGGAGACUGGUUCUCCGUCGUCCUCGGGCACCAAUAACGUUGAUACUCAAUUAUAUCAGACAUUGGGUACAGUUAUAGUCAUGGUGAAUGUUGUCUAUGAUCAACUCACUUCAGAAAUUUCCAAAGCGGCGAUGGCUAGUACUAUAGGUCAACAAGAACUAACUGACGCUCUUCUAUCCAAAAUUCGUGACCUGACCGAUACCUGUUGCCAGGCAAUGGAGCUAUCCAAGACUCUCAAUGAACGCCUGCAUUUAUUGACUGCAGAUGGAGAUAAUUCUGAGAAGUACUUGUCAACCGCUGGUAAAGCCAAGACAUGGGAAAACAUAAACGCGUUCUUGAAAUCUAUCAUUUCCAUUUUAGCCAAUACAAAACUCGUCAUGGCCGAUAUGCCUGCACUCAACGAGAUAAGGCCGAACCUUGCUUCGCUGGCUAAAAUUACAAAAGACGUGACAGUCAUUCUUGACCUGAGCUCUUAUAAAGGAGUUUCAGUCUUGGCUGCUCAAAAUCAGGCACAAGCUGCGUCACAAACUCAAACGCAGACUCAAAAUCAAUAUCAACCACAGCAUUCAGCGGGUGGCACGGAGGAAAGGGAUGAAAAGUUUUAUUCUUUCGUCACAACUCCUCAAUUGACUCCAGCCCACUCUCAUUCGACAAAUCCUUUUGAUGCUGCAUGA